AUGCCCACAGACCCAUCCACAUCUGCGGAGGUUGGAGUGGGAGGCAGCAGCACGGCGUGUGCCCCCCAGACGGCCCCCAGCCCUACCAGCCCCUCUCCCCCUCAGGUCUUCGCCUUGAUCGUGUUCUCCUGCAUCUUCGGGGAGGGCUACAGCAACACCCAUGAGUCUAAGCAGAUGUACUGUGUGUUCAACCACAAUGAAGACGCCUGCCGCUACGGCACUGUCAUUGGGGUGCUGGCCUUCCUGGCCUCGGCCUUCUUCUUGGUGGUCGACGUGUAUUUCCCCCAGAUGAGCAACGCCACUGACCGCAAGUACCUGGUCAUUGGCGACCUGCUCUUCUCAGCUCUCUGGACCUUCCUGUGGUUUGUUGGUUUCUGCUUUCUCACCAAUCAGUGGGCAGCCACCAAGAUGGACGACGUGCUGGUGGGCGCCGACUCCGCCCGGGCAGCCAUCGCCUUCAGCUUCUUUUCCAUCUUCUCCUGGGGCGUGCUGGCCUCUCUGGCCUACCAGCGCUAUAAGGCCGGUGUGGACGACUUCAUCCAGAACUAUGUGGACCCCACUCCAGACCCCAGCACAGCCUACGCCUCCUACCCAGGUGCACCUGUGGACAACUACCAGCAGCCGCCCUUCACUCAGAACACGGAGGCCACUGAGGGCUACCAGCCGCCCCCUGUGUACUGAGUGGCGCUGGACUUUUCCCACAAGGCCUCCUGGGGCUGCCAUCCCCAUCCCCCAUCCUCCAUCCUCCCCCCAUGCAGUCCCUGCUGACACAUG
Carlito syrichta (Philippine tarsier) is the source of this 774-nucleotide messenger RNA. It is a transcript of the gene SYNGR2, whose product is annotated as synaptogyrin 2. Gene Ontology annotation, cellular component: synaptic vesicle membrane; neuromuscular junction. Bases 1 to 681 code for a protein of 226 amino acids. The record is from RefSeq and is a predicted model, not a curated record. The transcript is spliced from 4 exons. NCBI's taxonomy places the organism in Eukaryota, Metazoa, Chordata, Mammalia, Primates, Tarsiidae.